AGUAGCAGCGUAGGCCGGCACACAUCGUAUCACUGCUGCCUAUAUAACCGUUAAUAUCGUCGAGGAGAGGAGAUGUAUAGGGUCAAUCGUCAAAUGUUGGUGCAGGCCACAACAUACCAUACCGCAGAAUCUACUCUUCACUUCUGCACCGAGUAAUCCAAAAACCGCCAUUUCAGAGAGAGAGACGAAGAAAGGUUACAAGGAGAAAGUGUUACAGCGAAGCAGAGGACGACGGAGACGCCGUUUUGGAUCCAAUAUGAGGCUUUCUGGAAACUGUAGUGCCGCCGUCGGCGGCAGUGUUGAGAGUACCAGUGGUGACUGCGGCGGAGACGCCGUGUGCGGAGGAGGAAGAGGGAGAGUGGUGGCGGUGGUGGGAGUGAAACUGGAUACGCCGAGUAAGGAACUGUUGACUUGGGCUCUGGUUAAAAUUGCUCAGCCUGGAGAUGUGGUCAUUGCUCUUCACGUCCUCAAUCCAAACAGCGAUAAAUCGGAGAUGCUAUCGCUGGUGAAGACCUUUGAUUCAAUGGUGACCGCCUAUGAAGGCUUCUGCAACUUAAAACAGGUUGAUCUUAGGUUCAAGGUUUGUAGAGGGUCACCCGCUCGUAAGGUUCUGGCCAGUGAGGCUAACAUUUACAAUGCACCAAAUUUGAUUGUUGGUACUUCAAGCACCCACCACACUAUCCGAUCAUCGGUUUCAGUUGCAAAGUACUGUGCCAGGAAGGUUGAGAAGAGCAUCUCGGUAAUGGCUGUAAAUAAUGGUAAGAUUGUCUUUCACAAGGAAUCGACUGGCCAAGGAUCACACAUCUAUGAUGUGCUUGAAUUGAGAGUGAAUAAUAAGACCUUGACAAAAAGCCCUUUGAGUUUAUCACCAAAGGCAGGUUCAGUGGAGGAUUCUUGUAUGCAGUUGCCAUUGUCAAGUAGUGGCAACGUGGGUACUUCACUGGCCUUGGUACCUGUUAAGACUAUGGAUGUGCCUGAAUCAAAUUCGGGAUCCGCAUUGCUUAGAAGAGUGCUUCUUCAGAACAUAAAAUCUGGAAAACGUUCCGCAAAAACACUGUCUAUGUUGCAAGCAGUUCAAGAACUACAAAAUCAAGAGUCUUUCAAACCUAUCGACCUUGAUCAGAAACAGAACAUAUCUGACAAGGAAGAGUGCCAGUCUUCUAAUUUGGAUGUUGUAGCUGCUCCAACUGAAAGCACCUCUUUUCAAAUUCCUAAGGAACUAGAGUGCCUUUCCAAGAAAUAUUCAUCUACUUGCAGGCUGUUUGGCUACCGGGAACUCUUGACAGCAACUUCUAGUUUCAUUCCUGAAAAUUUAAUUGGAAAAGGUGGCAGCAGUAAGGUGUACAAAGGGUGUCUUCCAGAUGGGAAGGAGUUGGCAGUGAAAAUUUUUAAGCCAUCAGAAGUUGUAAUGAAGCAGUUUUUGUCAGAAAUAGAGACCAUUACGACUUUGCAUCACAAACACAUUAUUUCACUUCUUGGGUUUUGUAUCGAAGACAAUAACAUUCUAUUGGUUUAUGAUCUGUUAUCAAGAGGAAGCCUUGAAGAUAAUCUCCACGGUGCUCAAAAUAUUAGAAGUUCAUUUGGUUGGCAUGAUAGAUACAAGGUUGCUUUGGGGGUCGCUCAGGCUUUAGACCAUCUACACAAUUUAACCACGGGAUCGAUCAUUCACCGGGAUGUAAAAUCUUCAAAUAUUCUUCUCUCAGAUGAUUUUGAACCAAAGCUGUCCGAUUUUGGGCUUGCAACAUUGGCCUCAUUUUCUUCACGUGAUUUAGAUGGUACUGACAUUGCGGGCACAUUUGGUUACUUGGCUCCAGAAUAUUUCAUGCAUGGGAAAAUUAAUGAAAAAAUUGAUGUGUAUGCGUAUGGUGUGGUACUUCUUGAGCUUUUGUCUGGUAGAAAGCCAAUCGACAACACAAAUGCCAAGGGCCAGGAGAGUUUGGUCAUGUGGGCAAAGCAAAUACUGGAGAAUGGGAAACCUACAGAUUUGCUCGAUUUAAGCUUGAUUGACACAUAUGACCACGACGAGUUUGAGAGAAUGGUAUUAGCUGCCACCCUUUGCAUCAAACGAGCAUCUAAACUACGCCCUCCAAUCAACAUAGUUGUGAAGCUCCUCCAAGGUGAAGAAGAAGCCAUAAAUCUGGCGAGGCAGCGAGGCAAUGGCUCAGAGGGAGAAGUGGAUGUUGAGAGUGAACAACAAGACGCUCCACCAAACAUCCAAUCCUUUCUUAAUGUUGCAUUACAAAAUUUGGACAGCGAUUCCCUUUCCAGUUCUAGCUCUGAUCAACACAUAUCUGUAGAGGAUUAUUUGCGGGGCAGAUACAGCCGUUCUUCAAGCUUCGAUUAAUUUAUUCAUUGUGACAUAGGCUUUAUUUAGGAGCUUAUAGCUUAUUCAUUUGCGGGGUAGAUACAACCAUACACAUCUUUCUCUUGCCUGCUGAAA
This is a messenger RNA of Ipomoea nil (Japanese morning glory), 2440 nucleotides long. Its product is annotated as probable receptor-like protein kinase At5g47070. The transcript is spliced from 9 exons. Lineage: Eukaryota; Viridiplantae; Streptophyta; Magnoliopsida; Solanales; Convolvulaceae. The coding region runs from base 257 to 2344 and encodes 695 amino acids. Gene Ontology annotation, biological process: protein phosphorylation. Gene Ontology annotation, molecular function: protein kinase activity; ATP binding. The record is from RefSeq and is a predicted model, not a curated record.